This is a messenger RNA of Austrofundulus limnaeus, 2653 nucleotides long. RefSeq names its product sideroflexin 3 (gene sfxn3). NCBI's taxonomy places the organism in Eukaryota, Metazoa, Chordata, Actinopteri, Cyprinodontiformes, Rivulidae. The record is from RefSeq and is a predicted model, not a curated record. Gene Ontology annotation, molecular function: monoatomic ion transmembrane transporter activity. Gene Ontology annotation, biological process: serine import into mitochondrion; monoatomic ion transport. Gene Ontology annotation, cellular component: mitochondrial inner membrane.
CCAUUCCUCCUGUUAUAAUGAAUGCUCUGGAGAAAAGAGCUUUCAUGAAGCGGUUCCCAAUUCUAAACGCUCCGGUCCAAGUUGGGCUAGUCGGGCUGUGUCUGGUGUUUGCAACUCCUCUGUGCUGCGCCCUGUUUCCUCAGAAAAGCUCUAUGAACGUGAGCAGCCUGGAAGCAGAUCUGCAGGAGAGGAUACGACAGACGAGUCCUCACACCACCACGGUCUUCUUCAACAAGGGCCUGUAGGCGCAGCCGGCACGUCUCCAAGCACACGCACGAAACUCCCACAUGCACACUGACACACACGUCUGUUAUCAUGGGCACAUGUGAGGGAGAAAAGUUAAAUGUAUUUAUGUUUUUGUGUGUACUGUUGUUGUUUUUUACUGCAUUGAGCUGCUUUAAGUCAGUGGAAGUUAUUAUUUCUACAUGUCAUGUAGAAAUAAUCCUUACGCUUUUCUUUAUAGAAUGAAUCUUGUUAAGAAACAUGUUUGAUUUUUUUUAAAAUCUGUUGUGGGUUUUUUUGUCUUCCAAUAGACUGAACUACUGAUUGUGUGGCAACUAAAGAUUAUCAAUCUUGUUGUCGUUUCUUGCUGCGCUCAAACCAACGUCCUGAUAAAUGAUUCCAGCUGCAAAUGAAGGCUUGUGCUCGUAAGUUGUAAAAAAAAAAAAAAAAAAAAACAAUGGUUUCGUGUGCUCACUUUUUAAAAUCCUUGCUUAGUCUCAUCACUGUUUUGAAAACUUAAUUUAAAAUAUUUCACACCUUCUAUAUAUGAUACACUUGUUGCCUCUUUUUAUCAGUAAUAUAAUUACACAGAAAAGUGUUAAGCAGCUCGGUCCAUCUCCUGAUUGUAAACAUCCUGUUUUGUCUGCCUUUUGUCAACCUGUGCAGCUUUAUUUCUCCAUUCAUCUCUCCUUUAAGUGUACUUAUAUCCUCUCCUGUUCAUAGACAAGUUAAUGUGGUGCUAGUUACCUGUCCAAACAAAUGUAUUUAAAAUAUUACAGCUAAAUGAGUAAAAUCUAACGAGAGUUUUUAUAUCUUAUGAAGACGUUCUGCAGCUUGUUUUAGAUUAAUAGUUUCUUUAAGAGAUGUUUGGUUUGUGGGUGUUCUAUCGUGUUGCGUUGCUGAGAGGAAGUGGUUAAAAACGCUGCUAUCUAAAGUUUUUCUUAAGUCUGACCAGUUUCAUGGUUUAAAUGUUUAGUUAAAGCUUUUAAACUCAAAAUAGCUCAAGGUUUUUAUUUCGUUUUGAAGACAAAUCUAGCACAAACGUUUUAUUUGCAUAAACGAGGCUGCCUGCAAAAGCUCUCUCAGACCAAAUUUAGUAAAAUAUUUAGAUCCUAUUAGAAGUGAAGGAAGCCAGUUUUGUGCAGUUUCAGUUUGAGCAUCUCUGAUCAAAUAUAUUCAUCGAACUCUGUCCGUUGUGGUUAUAUUGUACUGAUAGUGAAUUUAUCCAAGUGUUUGUCUUAGUUAUAUAUAGAUAAGUAUAUUUUUUUCUUGACUGCUGUAUAUAACGUAAAGGACUCGACCAAACCGGCCCCAGAAAUGCACUAAAACAUCAGCUGUUUGUUUACAGACGAACCGUUUCCCUGCGACUGAGCGAGCGCCUCUUCUGCUAAAAAGGUUAUCAGAUCAGAGAAGUGUUCCUCUUUCUAAAGCCAACAUGAUGCAGAAAAACUACCAUCCAUAUUUCAGCAUUUGUGCAACGUGAUGUUUUGUAUUUGCCUGUAGAAAAUCCUACGUAGUGACAGUAUGAGUGUAGAGGACAUGUUUAUGGUGAAACUUGUAGCUGUGUAAUCAUUCGUUUAAAGUAAAAGGGACUGUAGUGGCUGCUCUACAGGUUAAUUUAGUAUGCUGAAAUAAGUUAUUGUUUUUAUGUCAUCUGAAAUGUUAGCAGUUGCAUCGAGACUUACAAAUUAGCCGAAUGUGAGUAUAUUCGUUCUGUUAGCUUUAUUGACAUGGAAAUUAUUUAUUCUGAUCUUUAUAAAUAUUUAAAUCCCACACGUACUCAUUUAUUUUGAAAUGCUUGAAUCCAACAAAUACAGCACUGCAAUAUUUUAGAGUAGAUUUAGCAGCUUUAUUUAAAAUACGAUUGAUGCGAGGAGUGUUGCUGAAAGUUGACUGGGUUUACGCUGCUUUUUAAACACCGUUUUUUCUUUUAUUGUGUUGAGUGAACCUCGUGAGCCUGCUUUCUGCUGGUUUCCUGUAGUAAAAGGGUUCCGAACAAAUCGAAGCGUUGGAAUCAGUGGAUUACGGAGUUCAUCUCAGCUUGUGACUGAACUGCCGGAAUCUCAUAAAAAUGAAGUUUGUAGCUUUUUAAAAACUUUAGUUUUGCUUCCGAAUGCUUCACGUGGCUUUUCCCCUGUAAAGUGUCAAAUAUUCACUAAGGACAAGCAGUUCUGGUUUUAAAUAUUUAAACACAUUUCAUCAACUUACACAUGUAAACAAGCCCCAAAACACUUGAUUUUCACUUUUGUUGGGAUGACUACUCGGAUGUAAAAAUCUCUGUUACGCUCCAUGAAUGUUUGGAUUAUCUUGUUUGUACACAGACCCGUCAGUAUUGGUGCACAGUGUUCACUCCUCUUGUUUUUGUUAAUUUGAAUCUUAUGUGAAAGGUAUUCUGCUGAAAGCAAUAAAAUAAAAUGUGUGACAAAAUGUU